Molecule: messenger RNA, 1357 nt
Organism: Xiphias gladius (swordfish)
Lineage: Eukaryota; Metazoa; Chordata; Actinopteri; Istiophoriformes; Xiphiidae
Exons: 2
Coding region: 782-1294 (170 amino acids)
Molecular function (GO): zinc ion binding; nucleic acid binding
Source: RefSeq, a predicted model, not a curated record
CUCUUUCUCUCUCUUUCUCUCUCUUUCUCUCUCUUUCUCUCUCUUUCUCUCUCUUUCUCUCUCUUUCUCUCUCUUUCUCUCUUUCUCUCUCUCUCUCUCUCUGGCCAGGUCGGACCCAGCGGAGGGAGAGAAUUUUUGUCGUGCUCUGGGAGCUCAAGGGAAGCGUCUCACCGAUUUGGAGUGGGCAGUUUCCAGCCUGGGACCGGGAGUUCAGUCAUUGUCUGAACAGCUACAAGCCCUGGCUGCCCAGACUCGUGGUUACUUGUCUGGAUUCCAUGUCUUCUGCUACAACAGGCCCAGCUGUUCUUGCUCCACUUCCAAUACCCAGGGAUCCUCCAGUUCAUUUUUCAGAACCCAGAGCACCCCCCAUUGAAAGGUAUGAUGGCACUCCUGAAACGUGCUGCUCAUUUUUGAAUCUUUGCUCGCUAACUUUUGAACUGCAGCCUCUUACCUUUGCCACUGAGCGUUCUAAAGUAGCCUUUAUGAUCACUAAUCUCACGGGGCGAGCACGUGAGUGGGCCACGGCUGAGUGCCAGAGACAUUCAUCUACCUGUGACUCUGUAGCUACUUUUUCUGCUGCUUUGGGUCAUGUUUUUGGUCAACCUGUCUCGGGCCGUGAGGCAGCCCGUGCACUUGGAAAUCUCAACCAAGGCAAAAGCCGUGUAUUUGAUCAUGCCAUCAGAUUUCGCACUCUGGCUGCGGAGAGUCAGUGGAACGACGAAGCAAUUGCAGACACUUUUUUUUCCUGAGUCUCUCUGAAGAGAUAAAGGACAGACUUACCAUGGUUGAUCUUCCUAAAAGUUUUGAGGGUCUUGUGGAACUUGCUAUUAAGAUUGACAACCGGAUGCAGGAACGAGAGCGGCUCAGAGGAGCUACAGGCCCUGGAUCUGCGCCUUUUAGUCCCAAGGAGGAACCUAUGCAGCUUGGUCGUACCCGUCUGAGCCAACAGGAACGCCAGCGCCGCCAACGUGAAGGACUGUGCCUCUACUGUGGGGAAAUGGGGCACUUCCUGGCUCAGUGCCCGGUAAAAGGCCUGGCUCACCAGAGGGUCCAUCCCACCUUCCAUGUUUCCCGAAUCAAGCCUGUCAAGACCAGUCGUUUGGUUCCUCCCUCCGACCCACCCCCUCCGCCCAGGUUCAUUGAUGGUGGUCCUGUCUAUUCAGUAAAGAAACUGUUGGCUGUUCGUCGCCGGGGCCGUCAGUACCUCGUUGAUUGGGAGGGGUACGGUCCAGAGGAAAGGUCCUGGGUUCCUGCUAAUCUAAUUUUUACAGAUGAAAUGUCAUGUACAGAUUAAACUUUGCCAUUAUCUCUGUACGAAGGCACUCACUUGCAUUAAACUCUGAAUGAAAACCCUCAA